AUGCUUUCUUUAUUUUCUUUCUUUCUUUCUUUCUUUCUUUCUUUCUUUCUUUCUUUCUUUCUUUCUUUCUUUCCCUCCUGCUGCCAAAAUCAAGAUCCAUGUAUUUAUUAUAUUUCAUCCAUUGUUUUCCUUUCAUUAUUUCAUCCAUUGUUUUCCAUUCAUUAUUUCAGCCAUUGCUUUCCUUUCAUUAUUUUAUCCAUUGUUUUCCAUUCAUUAUUUCAUCCAUUGCUUUCCUUUCAUUAUUUGAUCGAAUCAUUGUUUAUUGUUUUCAUCCAUUCAUUAUUUCAUCGAUUGCCAUUGCUUUCCUUUCAUUUAUUUCAUCCAUUUGAAACUUUCCUUUCAUUAUUUCAUCGAUUGUUUUUAAUUCAUUAUUUCAGCCAUUGCUUUCCUUUCAUUAUUUCAUCAAUUAUUUUAUUUUUUUCAUUCAUUAUUUCAGCCAUUGCUUUCCUUUCAUUAUUUCAUCCAUUGUUUUUCAUCCUUUUUCAUUAUUUUUCAUCCAUUGUUUACUUUCAUUAUUUCAUCCAUUGUUUUCCUUUCCUUUCAUUAUUUCAUCCAUUGUUUUUCAUUCAUUAUUUCCAUUCAUUAUUUAUUUCCUUUCCUUUCAUUAUUUCAUCCAUUGUUUUCCAUUCAUUUUUUCAUCCAUUGUUUUCUAUUCAUUAUUUCAUCCAUUGUUUUCCUUUCAUUAUUUCAUCCAUUGUUUUCCAUUCAUUAUUACAUCCAUUGCUUUCCUUUCAUUAUUUCAUCCAUUGUUUUCCUUUCAUUAUUUCAUCCAUUGCUUUCCAUUCAUUAUUUAAUCCAUUGCUUUCCUUUCAUUAUUUCAUCCAUUGUUUUCCAGCCAUUGCUUUCCUUUCAUUAUUUCAUCCAUUGUUUUCAAUUCAUUAUUUCAUCCAUUGUUUUCCAUUCAUUAUUUCAUCCAUUGUUUUCCAUUCAUUACUUCAUCCAUUGUUUUCCUUUCAUUUUUCAUUAUUGUUUUCCAUUGUUUUUUCCAUUGUUUUCAUUCAUUAUUUCAUCCAUUGCUUUCUUUUCAUUAUUUCAUCCAUUGCUUUCCUUUCAUUAUUUCAUCCAUUGUUUUCCAUUCAUUAUUUAAUUGCUUUCCUUUCAUUAUUUCAUUCAUUGUUUCUUUCAUUAUUUCAUCCAUUGUUAUUUUCCAGUUAUUAUUUCAGCCAUUGGUUUCGAUUGUUCAUUAUUUCAUCCAUUGUUUUUUUCAAUUUUCAUUACUUCAUCCAUUGUUUUCCAUUCAUUAUUUCAUUAUAUUGCUUUCCUUUCAUUAUUUCAUUCAUUAUUUCAUCCAUUCAUUUUUCAUCCAUUUUUUUCAUUAUUUCAUCUAUUGUUUUCCUUUCAUUAUUUCAUUCAUUGCUUUCCAUUCAUUAUUUCAUCCAUUGUUUUCCAUUCAUUUCAUUUCAUCCAUUGGCCAUUUUUCAUUAUUUCAUUUCCCAUUGCUUUCCAUUCAUUAUUUCAUCAUUGUUUUCAAAAUUUUCCUUUUCAUUUAUUAUUUCAUCCAUUCCAUUGUUUCCUUUCAUUAUUUCAUUGUUUUCUUGUUUUUCAUCCAUUCCAUUCAUUAUUUUUAAAUUGCUUUCCUUUCAUUAUUUCAUCCAUUGUUUUCCUUUCAUUAUUUCAUCCAUUGUUUUCCAUUCAUUAUUUCAGCCAUUGUUUUACUUUCAUUAUUUCAUCCAUUGUUUUCCAUUCAUUAUUUUGUCCAUUUCAUCUUUCCUUUCAUUAUUUCAUCCAUUGUUUUCCAUUCAUUAUUUCAUCCAUUGCUUUGCUUUUAUUUUUGCUUUCAUUAUAUUUUUCCUCCAUUUGUUUUAUUUCAUUCAUUAUUUUCCAUUGCUUUCCUUUCAUUAUUUCAUCCAUUGUUUGUUUUUAUUUCAUUCAUUAUUUCAUCCAUUGCUUUCCUAUUAUUAUUUGAUCCAUUGUUUUCUUGUUUUUCAUUAUUUCAUCCAUUGUUUCUUUCAUUAUUUCAUCCAUUGUUUUCCAUUCAUUAUUUCAUCCAUUGUUUACCAUUCAUUAUUUCAUCCAUUGUUUUUCCUUUUUCAUUAUUUCAUCCAUUGUUUUUCAUUCAUUAUUUCAUCCAUUUUUCUUUCCUUUCAUUUAUUUCAUCCAUUGUUUUUUCCAUUUAUUUUUUCAUCCAUUGUUUUCUUGUUCAUUAUUUCAUCCAUUUUUCCAUUCAUUAUUUCAUUUUUUCAUCCAUUGUUUUCCAUUCAUUAUUUCAUCCAUUGCUUUCCUUUCAUUAUUUCAUCCAUUGUUUUCUUUUUCAUUAUUUUCCAUUGUUUUCAUUCAUUCAUUAUUUAA
Acanthosepion pharaonis is the source of this 2289-nucleotide messenger RNA. Lineage: Eukaryota; Metazoa; Mollusca; Cephalopoda; Sepiida; Sepiidae. The record is from the annotation of a GenBank genome assembly.